CUUUUUCGAUCUCUUUUGAUAUGUUCUCGCUCUUCGGAUAUUUUCUCGCUCCAAGCGCCCCCGAUGGUGGUUCAAUUUUAGAGAGAGAGAGAGAGUGAAAGACAUGGAGACCGGUCUCCUUUCUAGAGUUCAAGGGCUCACAUGGCUCGCUCCACCUACUUCCUUCAACCUUCCUUCCCGUCGUCUUCUUCCUCCUCGAUCCUUGCGCACCUCUUGCUACAAAAUGUUCGUUCCAGGAUUUGGGGAGGUUUCACCAGAAGCGAAGGCGGCAGGGAGCCUUCACAAUUUUUUCAACUUCUUGGCUGUGAAGAUCGUUUUGGCGCAGUUGCAGAGUUACAAUCCAGAGGCCUAUGAAGAAUUAAUGGACUUCAUUUCCAGAAACUCUUUGAAUGAUGGGGAUAAGUUUUGUUCAAAUCUGAUGCGAGAAUCUCCAAGGCAUAGAACUUUAGCCCUACGCAUCUUAGAGGUCCGUUCAGCAUAUCCCAAGAGGGAUUUUGAGUGGGAUAACUUGAAGCGCCUUGCUUUCGAGAUGGUUGAUGAAUCUAACACAAGACUUAUGAGGGAGUAUGUUCAGGAGACCAGUUUCGUGGAAGAGGAGAAAUAAUCCAUCCUUCGUGUCUACAUAUAUGCCUGUUUUUGUUCCUUCAAGGCUUCAAGCAUCCACUUCUCAUUGGCCCAUACAGGUACCUAAUCUCUCUCUCUCUCUCUCUCUCUCUUCCCUAAGUCCCGGUCUCUUCCCUAAGUCCCGGUAGCUAAGCCCUAAUUUUGGCUUCCUAAAUGGUACGCUAAUUAUGGGAUUCUCUUCCUCUCAACUGUGUGGUUGUGCCUGUGUUUUGUUUUUUUCACUACUGAAAUUUUUUUCCAUCACUAAAAUCUCUAUCUGUAUCUCUCUCUUGACAUUGUGCCCUAAUAGUGGGUUUCCCCGCAAUGUGACCUAAUUUUGAGUUUUUCCGCACCGUGCCCAAAACUUUGGGUUUUCUCUAAAUUGUUUUUUUAUCACUGAAAAAUGCUUUAAAUUGAUGUCCUUAAUCUACUUGUAUGGCAUGCAUGUAGUUCUAUUUAGUUUGUACAUGUUGUGCUCUCACGAGUCAUGAUGAAGAAUUAUCAAAUAUUUUUUCAUUGCCACUGUUGGCAUUAAUAAUGGAUAUUCACAUAUAUAUCA
Messenger RNA from Amborella trichopoda, 1162 nucleotides. RefSeq names its product Chaperonin-like RbcX protein (gene RBCX1). The record is from RefSeq and is a predicted model, not a curated record. NCBI's taxonomy places the organism in Eukaryota, Viridiplantae, Streptophyta, Magnoliopsida, Amborellales, Amborellaceae. Gene Ontology annotation, biological process: ribulose bisphosphate carboxylase complex assembly. Gene Ontology annotation, molecular function: protein folding chaperone.